CUUCUUUAGCAUGCACAUCGGCACCGUCCCCGCGUCCGCAGCAGGGGGACGACAAUGGCUGCAAGUGACGGCACAGGAGCCCAUCUUAGUCGAGCACCCUCCCAGGAUUUUACUACUGUUAUGGCAAAAGAAGGCUAAAGCUGGGAAAGACAACAAUGUCAGGAGCCGGCCGAGGUAAAGAGACCUAAGUUGACAAGCAGGGUUGUGCAGUUAUUUUUCUCUGCUAUUCAUUGAGCAUAUCAGGAGAUUGAUAGACAGUGUGAGAACUGGUACAUAAAAUAAUUUCUUCUGAAUCACAUAGUGGUUCCUAACAUUUAGCAUUUCUAAAAUUUGCCAUUUUUAGCUAGAUCCAAAAUGCAGAGAGGCAAGGUUUAUUUUCCUGGAGGUCCUAUAUUGCAGCUGGUGCUAUUUUGUUAUGUCAAAUUGUGUAUUUUUCCAGCUUCCCUUCCUCAUGUAUGAGCUUGUCUAUGGUGGGAUGGGGAUUCGGAGGAUAAAUGUUAUGGCAGUAAGGAGGUCAAGCGUGAGACGUCACAUGUCAAGGGGAUUUACUAUUUAGUCUCUUCUAAUCAGGUGAAGAGAUACUGCUGGUUUAAACGGAAUCCAUACUUUAACAUGAUUUCUCCCAAUUCAACAAAGUCAGGUACUACUCAUGUUCUUUCAUGCUAUGGAGCUACUCGAGGCAGCAGAACAUUAUCCCACACGGAGAUGGGGAUGGCCAUGCCCGUGUUGAUGCCGUCGGCCGUCGGUGAGAGCAUCACCGUCAACAACGGCUCCAGCGACCUCUCCAGGAGCUUCUCCAUGAGCUCCUCGGGUGACACCAACUCCAACAUCAUGUUCUUCACGCCCGGAAGCAAAAAAGCGAAGGUGCUCAUCGACAGCGACGAUGGCAUGGUCACCAGCCUCAGCAAAAUCGAAUCCCAAGUAGGACAAGCUUCACAUUUUGGCAUGUCAACCACGUCUUUAGACAUGUCCGGCAUGGACGACUAUCUGCAGCUGCAGCAAUACUUCAUCGCCUACACAGUCUGCACCAAGCGUGGCUGCGCCACUCACCCACGAAGCAUCGCUGAGAGGAUUAGAAAGAAGAGCAAGGAAUAGCAAGAGGCUAAGGAGGCUGCAAGACCUCGUGCCCAAUAUGGACAAGGUAACUAAAUCAGUUGAAUUGAUGCACACUGUCAAUUCUGUCACCAUAAAGUUGGGUGCCAUCUGGCAUCUGCAGAGUAUCAAAGCUUCUUCUAGAUCAAAGAAAGCUAAUCCAGAAUCAACCAUAGUCAGUGCAAGAAGGUUAUACAGGGCAGAUGAUAUUUCAUCAGAGAGGUAUACUACAGUGAAAAUAUAAUAAGUGUGCCAGUUUGUGAUGGUUGAGGGGAAAUGUGAGGUUAUAGCAAAGAAUGACAUUCCAAAUUCAAAUCUUCCGGUAGUGGUUGAGCAUGCCUUUCACUGUGAACAUUUAUAUGAUCCUGAU
Triticum dicoccoides is the source of this 1462-nucleotide messenger RNA. Its product is annotated as transcription factor bHLH81-like. The transcript is spliced from 7 exons. NCBI's taxonomy places the organism in Eukaryota, Viridiplantae, Streptophyta, Magnoliopsida, Poales, Poaceae. The record is from RefSeq and is a predicted model, not a curated record. The coding region runs from base 613 to 1095 and encodes 160 amino acids.